AUGUUUAAACGAGCAUUUUUCCUGAUAUUGACGUUUUUUCUUAUCAUUAUUAAUAAUGUUCAAACAACAUCGACCAUUAGACGAAAUCAUGAAACAUUUCAAUUACUUAAAGAAACUAAAGCAAAAGUAAAACAUGGAGCACAAUGUACUUCACCAUCGAAAUAUUUUGCUGGUUCAUGUUAUACCUAUGCAAAUACAGUACCAGCUCCAUCGUGGGAGCGAGCUUAUAAUAAUUGUUUAUCAUCAUCAUCGACAAUAAAAGAUUCUAAUUUAUUAGCUAUUGAAUCAGUCGAUGAAUAUAGAUUUAUUGAACGUGAACUGAUUGGACUAAAAUCAGGAUCAGAAAGUGUUUCAGUAUAUAUUGGAUUACGUAAAAUAAAUAGUACAUGGUUAUGGUCUAAUGAUAUACCAUUGAAAGAAACGCCUGUUUAUCGUUUUUGGGUUGAUAAUAAUCGUGAUAUUCUUGCUUAUGAUUGUGGUAUUAUGUGGCUUGCAAAAAAUACAAGUGUAAUUACACCAGCACCAUGCGUUGAGCAAGCUUUAAGACCUUAUGUUUGUAAACAAACAAUUGAUCGAUGCCAUAAUCAUCGUAGUAAUUGUGGUAAAUAUGGAAAGUGCAUGGAUUUACCAAUGAAAAAUUCACAUCAAUGUCAAUGUCGAUUUUUCUAUACAGGAGAUCAAUGUGAAAAAUGGAGUAAUCAAGGCUUGCAAAUUAUUAUUGGUAGUAUCAUUGCUUUGAUCGCAUUCAUUAUUUCGUAUAUCAUCGAUUGUGAUGGGUCACAUGAUUCUUGGUCGUUUAAAAAAUCGAAUUGCGAACAAUAUCAAAGUGCUCGGUUGCAUGUUCGUAAUCAAUCUAAUUUCAAAAGACAACCAUCGAAGUCAGUCGGUCAUAUGGCUAUCAAUUCAAAUUGUAUUAAUAGUUCUACACCGAAAACAAAACAACGUUGGUGUACUUCAUCUUUUCCACUCGAUGUAUGUCAACGGCAAUAUUCAUUUCCGACUAAAACUGGUAAUCUUUUUCUUAAAGAAAAAAGAUUUAUUUUCAUUAUUUCAUCGAUAAUAUUAACAAUUCUCAUUUUUAUCAUAAUAAUUAAUGCAAAAUAUUAUAUCAAAGAAAUACUUACCCAUUCAACACGGCUAUUUCAAUUUUGUAUAUUAUACGAAAAUAAUUAUUAUCAUAAUUUAUUAACAUUACCUAUCGCUUUCGUUAUUACUCUAUUAAUAAUAAUUAAUCAAACGCGCAAAGAAUAUUAUCGAUUAAAUAAAGAAAAACUUUCUAUUUAUAUUCCGAUACCAUUUAAUCCAUUUUCAAAAAUAAAUCGUUUUGAUACAAUGAUUUUAUGUGGCAUCGUUAGUCAUGAAAUACUUGAAAUUAUUGAAGAACUCUUUUUAAAAACAACACAAAUGAAAUUACUUACGAUGACUGGUCCAUUAUUUGAUCUUAUUCGACAAAUAGGUCUUAUUGUUAUUGUUGGCUUACGUUAUUAUCCUGUUUAUUCUGUUCUUGAAAUAUCUAAUGAUAAUAUUCUUUACUAUGUAUUAUGCUCAUUUUAUAUGUGGCUAGAUUUAAUUUUAAGAAUAUUUGAACAAGUUUUUUGUGUUCAAAUUAAUUCGUUGGUUCGAGCUUGGAAAAAGAUAGAGCAAUUAAAACAUGAUUUAGCUACAACAACAACAACAGCAGCAACAACAAUGUUAAUGUCAGAAUAUGAAAGUUUUCAUUCAGAAGGCUCACGAGGCCAUUUUCAUAGAUUGAGAGAUCGACUAUCAUUUCGAGGAACGAAAUUUAUAGCAACAACCAUCGGUUCAGUAGUUCAACCAUUUUCAAUACAUGAAGUAUCGUCAAUCCCUUAUCAUUCAUUAAACUGGUCAUCACUACAUUUAAACAUAUCCAUGUCUAUUCAUCAUAAUGACUCUCAAUCGACAUUCGAUCAAUUUGGUAUUGAUCGUUCUAUUGUUUGUGUAUUUAAAUAUGCACCUUACUAUCUAUGUUUGACAUACAUUUGUUGUCGAUUAACAUAUCUUGUUAUAAUUAGUCUCUAUCGAAGAUUUGUCUCUUGUGACAAUGCAAAAAAUUCUCUUAAAAAACCGUUAAAGCACAUUUAUCAUAAACCAAUAUAUUCAGUCAAUGAAAUUCUAUCCAUUGAAUAUCUGUAUGUUCGCCGUUUAUUUGAAAAGUCAUUCCAAAAUUUAGGGAAAAAACAUAUUUCUCUUUUCAAAACAUUGCUUCACAAAAUCUAUCGACCAAACAAAUAUUUUCAUUAUUCAAAACAAAUAUUAAAUAUGUAUAUGAUUGCAUUCAUGUUAAUAUACUAUUUAACAUUUAAUAUUUUACAAAAUGGCUUUAGUAUUAUUGAUAAAUUGUAUAGCUUUGUGUUAAUACCAUUAUUGAUUCUUUAUGAUGAACUUGAUUUACCUGAACCAAAACCAAUAAAUAUGAAAUAUGAAAUGAUUUUCGCAUGUAUUUUAACAGCAAUUAUCUACUUUGUACAAUUAUUGUUCGGUAUGAAAAAUUAUCAAAAACAUAUGCUUGAUGCUUAUCGAGGUGUAUUUAUUGAUAUUCCACCGAGAUCUGCAUUUAAAAAUGUUCAAUUAAUGUUGAACAAUAUUCAUUAUCCUGGCUAUUGUAUUGCUCAUCUUACUUGUGGAUAUAUUAUUAUAGGGAACAUACUUUUUUUUGUUUUAAUUGCUUUACAUGUUUUAUUUAAGCAUUUAUUUCUUAUUGAAGAAAUUGCAAGAACACUUAUACCGAUACUUGUAAUUUAUUUAACAACAUUUAUUAUACAAUGGUUUUUAUCAAAAACAUUUUUCGUACAAAAGCAUGGAAAAACGAUUGCAUUAAAAAAUCUUCGAAUCUAUUUUGUAUUUGCUUAUUUCAAUUUUUUCUUCGAUUGUUUUCUUGGUAUAAUAUCUUGUGUAUUUCGUGUAACAAAAGCAUGGAUAACUAGUUUUUGUUUUUUACCUCGUUUGGACUAUUCUAUACUUGGACGGUCAUUAGAAAAAAUGGAUUCUGGUUUUAUAUCUUAUGCAUCAUUUAUUCACAUGGAAUGCCUUCAUACACAUCCUGUACUUGUUUAUUUUUGUUCAAUUGUCGAUGAACAUAUUAAUAAACGUUAUCAACAUUUACGAGCAUCAAAACGAGAUAUUUAUUUAUAUACAAAACAACAACAGACUAUAUUUCGUUGGUGGUUAGCAAUAACAUUAAGUCGAAAUAGAAAAUUAAUACAAUAUAGAAAAUAUCAAUUUAUGACAGUAGAACUGUCAAGAAUAGAUAGUUUUAAUGAAAUAUUCGAAAAACAAUUCUUAAAAAGCUACAGAAUCAAAGCAAAUAAUCAAGAAAAUAUUCAUUCGAAUAUGAUUAUUCGAAAUCAUACAACAACUUGUACAACAUUAUUACUUGAUGUUGAUGAACAAGAUGAUCGAAAACCAUCAUUUUAA
Rotaria socialis is the source of this 3435-nucleotide messenger RNA. The record is from the annotation of a GenBank genome assembly. NCBI's taxonomy places the organism in Eukaryota, Metazoa, Rotifera, Eurotatoria, Philodinida, Philodinidae.